AUAACUACAGUAACCUAUAGCAAUAGAAUGGUUAAAGCGUCCUGCUUUAAAUAAUGGGCUGGAAAGUAAACAUUGAGUUCCUUUUAAAACAAGCGAGAUUGUGAGUAAAGUUCAUUUCUUGAAGUUUUCAACCCGUGUAUCACACGUACCGAUUUGAAAAUGGCUCGUUUUAGUCUUGCAUUGCUGUGUGUGAGCCUUUGCAUUGCAGCGGUAAACUGUGGACCAGCAUAUUACAGCUUGAGGGAGCUAUUGCAAGAAUAUAUUGAAGAAAUGGAUGCACGUGAUAACGUACAAGUGCGAGAUUAUUGUUUGGGAAACCCAUGUCCAUCCGGGCAAUACUGUUACACAGGCACAUUCAUCACUUCCAUAAAAACAGCAUUCUGCUCCAAAAGUAAAAACCCAUGCGAUGACAUAGUAAGUGCAUGUGGUUACAGUGGAGCUAAGUGUACUAACUUCGGUAAUGGGCACUACUCCUGUAAAGCUGAAGUAAGAAGUGUAGAAACCUGGUGAUUCUAUGCCUCCAAGUACACAUAUGUAUGUACAUAAAUAUGUACACAGACCUACGUCGUAUUAAAAAUAGGAGGGAACUAUCGCUUUACGUGUUCCCAUUACAAUAAUUAUUCAGUUUUUUAGAUAUUGCGUUCAUGAAUAGGCCUACAAAAAUGUUACGUUGAUUUUUUUUCAAUAAACAUCCCCUAAAGGCUA
Molecule: messenger RNA, 705 nt
Organism: Anneissia japonica
Lineage: Eukaryota; Metazoa; Echinodermata; Crinoidea; Comatulida; Comatulidae
Exons: 4
Coding region: 160-510 (116 amino acids)
Source: RefSeq, a predicted model, not a curated record